CGAUCGAUCCCUGCGCAGAGCAGCAGAACCAUAGUGCAGAGCCGACAAGCGAAGUGGAAAGCUGAUUUCUGAUAAGGAAGGAAGAGAUUGGGACCUGCGCUGGUCUGACCAAUCAGAUUGCUGGAUAAUGGGCUGGAGACCGGCAGAUAAGAUUGCCGUGGCUCUCCACAAUUUUAAAGCCAAUGGAGUUCACCAGCUGACGGUUCAUAUCGGAGAUCUACUGUAUGUUCAAGAGGAGCUGGACUCUGGAGAAUGGUGCAGAGGAUACAUAUUCUAUGAACCAUCUAAACGAGGCAUCUUCCCUGCCUCCUAUAUCAGUAUCAAGGAGAGUACCAGCAGAAACAUUGGAUCAGAGAGGAUAGUGGUUCCCGCUGGGGACGAGCUUUUGGUGGAGGCAACUCAGGGACUGAGAGAGUGGCGUUGGAAACUGAGGGAACUAUAUGUGCGUGGGUCAAGGGAGAGAUGGCGGCCAUUGUACCAUGCGAUGGAGGAGGUUGUCAACUGGAGAAGAACAUUAGUCAGCAGUAAUACAACUCUGGAAGCCCUCCAGGAAACGAAGGUGAAACUGUCGGCAACCAUUGACGAGAUAAACAGACUCUCUGGCUGCCCUUUGACCCCUCGAGAUCCGGCCACGGGAGCUGCCGUCGACUCACAGAAUACCAGCAUACUGGAACUGUGGAGACUGCAUCGUGAUCGCCGUGCCGACUCGACGUCAGACCACACCCCCGGGACACUACGACGACAGCGGAAGGCCCAGCCACACGGACAUCUCCACCACCUGUUCAUGAGGAUUGACUCUGUGGAUCACCCCUUCACUGAGAACUCGGAGAUAUUCUUCUUCCUCUCCAUUGGAGGAAAAGACCAACUGAGUGAAAGGUACCUCAUUACUAUGGCAAAGGGCAGUUACAGACAACCAAAAAGCAUUGGAGAGAGGAAAUCUUGUGUGUUUACUGAUCUGGGGAGCAAAGAUAUUGAGACUGACAUAUACCUCGUCUGCCAAAUUGUCAGAAAUGGGAAGAUGCUACAAGACAAAAAAUAUCAUUCUCAGCACUCAUUCAGAAGACCCUAUGCAGUGGGAGUUCUGGACGUGAGGACUGUACUGCAGGAACAAGAGUCCAGCGAAACCGCUGAACAUAUCAAGACUAUCACCAUGCCCCUCUACCUCUGUGGGACGAACCAUGAGAGCAACUUUGCGACCUUUCAUUUGAAUGUGAUACAAAAGACGGGCGCCAAAGGAGGCCAGAAACCAGGAUGUGCCAUUGCACUAUCUCUCAGAGCAUUCCAUCGUAAGCAGCUGUCAGUCGUGAGGAUGGAAAUCCCGAUGCUGUUCACCAAGGCAACGGAGAUGGUCCACAAACUUGGCUUCCCUGAUGUCAUUUUACCAGGAGAUGCCAGGAACGAUAUCUAUGUGACUCUGGAGGGAGGGUCCUUCAGCAAGGGCACCAAGACAGCUGAGAGGAAUGUGGAGGUGGCAGUCAACGUGGUGGACAAGAGCGGCACCGUCAUUCCUAGAGCGAUAGUGUCAGGUGCCGCAGCGACUCCGUCUCACGAGUAUAUCUCCUACAUCUUCUACCAUAACAACAACCCCAGGUGGAAGGAGACUUUCAAGCUGGUGAUACCGUUUGAGAAGGUUCCAGACGCCCACCUGCGAAUAGUCUUAAGACAUUUGGCCAAGGAUGAGUGUACGUUGGGUCACUCACUGUCUCGUAUUCUGAUUACAAAUUCUGACCCCCUAUCUCGCUCAUAAUCUGUUUCUUUUCUGUCUAUCUCCCUGUGCCACUCUACUUCUUUUCAUGCACACCAUCUUAUUUACUUGUCAAUCAACUCACCCUCAGCUAAAGACAAGUCUGAAAAAUCAUUUGCAUUUGCCUACCUGAAAGUAAUGAACGACAAUGGAAGCAUCAUCAGUGAUGGCACCCACGAACUCCUCGUCUAUGAGACAGGGGGCAAGAAAUGGACAGACCCUGCCGCCUACUCCAGCCAAACCCCUCAGUCGCGAGGAGAUGACACAGAGCUCAGGGUCUGCCACCAUGAGAGGGAGGAAGACAUUGAGGGGAGGGUCAAGCCCCGCCCAGGCCGCCCGCAGCGUCAAGGAGACCGUUACCAUAUCAACCCUCACCUGCUCCACCAAGCUCACCCAGAGAAUUGAGCUGCUGUUACUCCUGAAGUGGCGACAGAAGUCCCAGGAUCUGUCAGUGGUUCUGAAGAACCUUGUGCAUGUUGGAGGAGAAGAAGUCGUCAAAUUCCUACAGGACACGCUGGACUGUCUGUUUGAGAUUCUGAAUGAUAACCAUGAGAAGUACGGGGAACUCGUCUUCGAAGCUCUGGUGUCAAUAUUUGGUCUGAUGGCAGAUGACAGGUACCAUCAUUUCACCACAGUGGUGGAUAUAUACACCCGAGAAACACUUCUCUGCUCUUCUGGCUCACAAGUAUCUGCUGGCCAGUUUCAAACGACAUGUGAAGGAUUUGAUGUAUGCUGAUCUGCAGCAUCAGAAACUUAUCAAAAUUCUUCAGUCAAUGCCAUACCUCUUCAAGUUCAUAGUCCAGUCCAGUCACCUCUACCACAAGUACGUGUGUCAACCUUUCAUUAGUUUCGUUGAAUUUUGCCUUGUGACCUCGAUGAUGUCACUUC
This is a messenger RNA of Geodia barretti, 2632 nucleotides long. NCBI's taxonomy places the organism in Eukaryota, Metazoa, Porifera, Demospongiae, Tetractinellida, Geodiidae. The record is from the annotation of a GenBank genome assembly.